AUGGCCAAACGCCAGGUCUGCACCGAGGAAAGAAAAUGGCAUGCCACCGUGCAUUUCAUCAUCGAGUUCCGAGGCAAGCACGUCCCUGGCAGCCAGAUGGAUGGCGUUAAGGUCGCGUUGGGCCUUGGUGCAGUCGCCGGCGGGGCCGUAGCAGCGGGCCUCGAGGCCGCUGAUCUCGGAGCGCUUCCAGCAGGGCUGGCCGCGGCGAGGGCACCACUGGCGCUUGGUAAGCAGGUCGGCCUCGGCGUCCGAGACGUCCCGGCGGCCCAGGGCGACGGGCUCAAACACGUUGUCGCGCUUCCAGCACGGCUGGCCUCGGCGCGGACACCACUGGCGCUUGGCCAGGUCGGCGCCACCGCUGGACCCCUCGACGGCCGCCAGGAGGGCGCCCACGGCGCGCUUGGCCACGUCGCACGCCUCGCCGGCCCCGUCGCAGUGGCGCUUGUCGUGCUCGACGUCGCGCUUCCAGCAGGGUUGGCCGCGGCGCGGGCACCACUGGCGGGCCUCGAGGAGGGGGGCGGCGCCCUCGUCGGGCUUCUCGGUCUUGGGGGCGUCGGCGUCGGCGUCGGCGGCGGGCUUCUCGUCGACGGCCUUGGCCUGGACGCUGGUGUCGGGGUCGAAGUAGCGGUCGAGGUAGAGGUCGUUGUAGAAGGCCUCGGGGUCGUCCUGGGUCGAUGCCAGCAGGGCGGCCAGGGCGUUGACGGAGCGCUUGGCGUUGUAGGCGGCGCCGCCGGGGAGGUGGGAGAGGUCGCGGGCCGUCAGGUGGCCAUCGGACGGCGACGUGGUCGUGGCGACGUCGCGGGCCUCGUUGCUGUGGAUGGCCGAGACGAACGCCUCGACAGCGCGCUUGACCUUCCAGCAGGGCUGGCCGCGGCGGGGGCACCACUGGCGGGCUUCGAGGGUGGCGGUCUCGCCGUUUGCGAUGGCGGCCGCGUUGGCGGCGGCGCCCGCGCCCAGGAUGAGGGUGAUGACGGAGACGGUCUUCAUUGGGCAUUGUCGUCUAAUGGAGGCGAACCCCUGAAUAGGAGCUUCUGUUCCCAAAACGAGCAGACGGUUGGGCAUUACCCGCCGCUUAACUCCGAGCACGGAGCCAGCAUGACCAAAGGAUAG
Pyricularia pennisetigena is the source of this 1110-nucleotide messenger RNA. RefSeq lists its product as uncharacterized. NCBI's taxonomy places the organism in Eukaryota, Fungi, Ascomycota, Sordariomycetes, Magnaporthales, Pyriculariaceae. The record is from RefSeq and is a predicted model, not a curated record. The coding region runs from base 1 to 1110 and encodes 369 amino acids. The transcript is spliced from 3 exons.